Staurois parvus is the source of this 257-nucleotide messenger RNA. The record is from the annotation of a GenBank genome assembly. Lineage: Eukaryota; Metazoa; Chordata; Amphibia; Anura; Ranidae.
UUGGAACUGAAAGGCAGCUCAGAUGGGCACUGAUAUGUGGCAUUGAUGUGCACUGGUAGGCCCUGAUAUGUGGCAUUGAUCCAGGGGCGGACUGACAACUCAUGGGGCCCCCGGGCAAUAGGAGAUCAUGGGGCCUCUGUGUCCUUGCCAAACUCAAAAAAGCCUAUGAAAAAGGUACCAGGGGCAUUUCAUGGGGCCCCCUACUGACCCCAGGCCCUCGGGCGGUACCUGAGUUUCCAAAUGUUCAGUUCGCCCCU